This is a messenger RNA of Penicillium verhagenii, 1725 nucleotides long. Its product is annotated as amidophosphoribosyltransferase. NCBI's taxonomy places the organism in Eukaryota, Fungi, Ascomycota, Eurotiomycetes, Eurotiales, Aspergillaceae. Gene Ontology annotation, biological process: purine nucleobase biosynthetic process; purine nucleotide biosynthetic process. The coding region runs from base 1 to 1725 and encodes 574 amino acids. Gene Ontology annotation, cellular component: cytoplasm. The record is from RefSeq and is a predicted model, not a curated record. The transcript is spliced from 3 exons. Gene Ontology annotation, molecular function: amidophosphoribosyltransferase activity.
AUGUGUGGAAUUAUUGCUUUGAUCCUGGCGAACCCCUCCGCCGCUGCCGCAGUUGAUCUUCACGAGGCCCUGUAUCUCCUGCAACAUCGUGGUCAGGAUGCUGCCGGUAUCGCGACUUGUGCGUCUGGUGGUCGCAUCUUCCAGCUGAAGGCCAACGGCAUGGCUGCUAAGGUUUUCCACGACGGUGCCAAGAUUGCCAAUCUGCCUGGUUCAAUGGGUAUUGCCCACCUGCGGUACCCUACUGCUGGUAGCAGUGCCAACGCCGAGGCGCAGCCCUUUUACGUGAACAGCCCUUACGGUAUCUGCUUUGCGCAUAACGGAAACCUGAUCAAUGCGCCCGCACUUAAGAAGCACCUUGAUCUCGAGGCGCACCGUCACAUCAACACCGAUAGUGACAGUGAGCUGAUGCUUAACAUCUUUGCUGAUGAACUGAGCGAGACAAAGAAGGCUCGUGUGAACAAGGAGGAUCUCUUUGCCAGUUUGAGCCGUGUUUAUGAGCGUUGUGAGGGUGGCUGGGCCUGUACUGCUAUGCUUGCUGGUUUCGGUCUGAUUGGUUUCCGUGACUCAUACGGCAUUCGCCCCUUGGUUCUUGGUUCUCGCAAGUCCCUGGAUGGUGAGGGUACUGAUUAUAUGAUGGCCUCUGAGUCGGUCGCUUUGGACCAGCUUGGUUUCAGCAACCACCGUGACAUCCAGCCCGGUGAGGCUGUUAUUCUCGAGAAGGGUUGUGAGCCGGUCUUCCGCCAAGUCGCUCCCAAGCGCGACUACGCUCCUGAUAUUUUCGAGUACGUCUACUUUGCUCGUCCUGACUCCGUCAUGGACGGUAUUAGUGUGUACCGUAGCCGUCAGCGCAUGGGCGACCGUCUUGGUGCCCGUAUUCUUAAGGUUCUGGGACCCGAGGUUGUUAAGGAUAUUGACGUUGUCAUUCCUAUUCCUGAGACUUCUACCACAUCCGCCAGUCAUGUUGCUUCAUACCUGAACAAGCCUUACUGCCAUGGUUUCGUUAAGAACCGUUAUGUGUUCCGAACCUUUAUCAUGCCUGAGCAAAAGACGCGCCAGAAAGGUGUCCGUCGUAAGCUCAAUGCCAUGAAAGCCGAGUUCAAGGACCGCAAUGUACUGCUUGUCGAUGAUAGCAUUGUUCGUGGUACUACCAGUCGCGAGAUUGUCAGCAUGGCCCGUGAAGCAGGUGCCAAGAAGGUCUACCUGGCCAGCUGUGCUCCCGAGAUCACCCACCCCCACAUCUACGGUAUCGAUCUGGCCUCACCCCAAGAGUUGGUGGCCCACAACCGUGACAGCGCGGCCAUUGCUCGCCAUAUCGGUGCCGAGAGUGUUGUGUUCCAGACACUCGAAGAUCUUAAGGGCGCCUGCUCUGAGGUCGCCCUUGAGAAUGGCCAGACAGAGCCUGUCAAUUUUGAAGUUGGUGUCUUCUGUGGAAAGUAUGUCACCCCUGUGGGCGAUGGCUACUUCGAUCACCUCGAGGAGGUUCGUGGUGAAGGCCGCAAGAACAAGGCUCUCGACAAGGCGAAGGAGGCUGUUGCUCAUGGGUUUGCCAGCACCACUGAUUACCAGAUUGCCGCCAAGGGUGUCGCAGUGGAUACCAAUGGCAAGAUUAUCCCUGCCGAAGAUGAUAAUGAGCGACAAAACGAGAACAAGUCAUCCCAUGAAGAGCACCCGAAGGUCGAUGACCGCAUGGACAUCAGCAUUCACAACCAGGCUGACCACCCAUGA